AUGGAGUUUGAGGGUAGUUGGGACAAACACUUGGCUUUGAUAGAAUAUGCUUACAAUAACAAUUACCAAUUGAGUAUUGGAAUGCCUCCUUAUGAAGCCUUGUACGAAAGGAAAUGUCGGACCCCUCUUUGUUGGAGUGAAGUUGGUGAAAGAAAGCUUGUUGGUCCUGAAAUUAUGGAACAAACAGAGGACAAGGUAAAAAUUAUCAAGGAUCGUCUAAAGAUUUCUUCGGAUAGCCAAAAGUGGUACGCUGAUCUUAGAUGGCGUGACAUUGAAUAUGAAGUUGGAGAUAAAGAAUUCUUAAAGGCGUCUCCAUGGAAAAAGAUUAUGAGAUUUGAUUAA
This is a messenger RNA of Solanum stenotomum, 342 nucleotides long. RefSeq lists its product as uncharacterized. Gene Ontology annotation, molecular function: nucleic acid binding. Bases 1 to 342 code for a protein of 113 amino acids. The record is from RefSeq and is a predicted model, not a curated record. NCBI's taxonomy places the organism in Eukaryota, Viridiplantae, Streptophyta, Magnoliopsida, Solanales, Solanaceae. The transcript has a single exon.